This is a messenger RNA of Camellia sinensis, 1753 nucleotides long. Its product is annotated as phosphorylated adapter RNA export-like protein. NCBI's taxonomy places the organism in Eukaryota, Viridiplantae, Streptophyta, Magnoliopsida, Ericales, Theaceae. The record is from RefSeq and is a predicted model, not a curated record. Gene Ontology annotation, biological process: snRNA export from nucleus.
GCCCUACUCUCUCUGUGUCUCUCACUCUAGCUGUAACCAUCGCGGACCCGUCGCCACCCACCGCCUCUACAAUCCACCACCGUCUCCGCCGAGCGCCACCGUCUCUCUCUCUUGCGAGUCUGAGACUAUGUGCUAUAUGAUCAUUGGUUUGGCUUCACAAUAUGUCACAAAAUAAUCAUCAAGGAAAAUCACCUAACUGUAUGCUCUGUUAAUCUUUGUUCUACGUUGCAAAAUACCCGUUUUAAAGUUUAUCUGGUUACAUGGAGAGAGGAGAGAGCAUAUUAGAUGCGAUAUUCGAUGAGGAUAACUUGGAAGACGUCCAAGAUGUUGAGAUGAUGGAUAUAGAAGAAGGAGAGUUAGUGGAGCAGGAUUCACAGACUGAAUCACGACAAACCAUUGGUGGUGAUGUUAAUGCAAUAAACCAAGAACCUAGAGUUAAGAAUCACAAACCUAAGAGUAAGAAGAAGAAGAACAAAAAAAAGAAAGGCAAUUCAGGGCCAAAUGUGACAGAUAUUAACAGGUUUGUUUUAGAUGUUUGUAAACACUUGCGAGAGAGAAAAACGUAUCUGGUGUACAAUGCUGUUGGUUGCCUGGGUGUAUCUGCUUUGAGUGAUCUCGUCAAAGAGGUGGAUGCAAUUCAAGCUUGUGGAGGUCAGAAAACUGCGGAUGGAAAACGCUUUAGAUAUGGUGGUGGCAUACUAUGGAGUGUCCUGAAAGCACGAGACCCAAAUGCCUAUAGAGAGAUAAUGAAGAAGGGGAGGGAGUUUGAGAAGCAAUUCAGGCAACAAAACAUCUGUCAAGGCCAAGUACAGAACAAGAAAGAUGCUUCUGAAAGGAUGGAUAAUGCAUGCCUGGAUCAGAUGACAGCCAGCACUUCAGAUGGGUCACAACUAGUAGAACCUCAUGUGCAAAACCAACUUGAGCAGUCCGAUGCUGAGAGGAAACGUGCAUCUGUUCAUGAUAGAAUGAGGGUACCUGUUACUUACGACGAUUUGAUUGGAGAGGAGGAUCCAAACGACAAAUCAACCUGAUCUGGGAAGAACUGCAUGUUUCUGCGGUUCGAACAGUUUUGUGAAUUUUUGGUUCUCCAAUUUAAAUUCCUUUCCAGCAUUCUCUUUCUCAGCUACCAAGGUAAUAGAAGACAUAUUUUGCCUAUUCUACAAGAAAGGAGGUGCUUGUGUUUGGAACUUUGGAUUAGUGAAAGGAUUUGAGGAGAGAAAAGAAAAAUGAAGGGAAAAGUGAAUGAAGUAGAAUUUUUUUUUUCCUUCACUUUUUCCAUCAACAAAUCUCUACAUAAAUCUAUUCUCCAAACAAAGCAUAAAGGGUAGGGGGAAGAAAAUAAAUGAAAUGAAAAAUCAGAAAGAAAAGGAGAAACUGGUUUUUGUUAGUUAGUACAUAUAUGGUUGGUUCUUAUUUAAGAAUCCCAUCGAAUUGAAUUGAGGCUUUUUGUUUUUUUCAUUGUUUCUGGGUCUGAGAAAUUGAGGCUUUGGGUUACUCUUGAUUUUGUGGAUGUGUCUGUCAUGUAUGUCCUGAUUGAUGAGAGGAAUUGGAGAAUUUUGAGAAAUGAAUUCAUACAAUUAAAUAGAAAUGUCAAAUUAUAUUAUAUUGUCAAUGUUGAGCUGGCAAGUUUGGCACUUUGUAAUGGUGGCAAGUGUGGCAUUAAAUUUUGCUACACUAAAUUAUGUAUUUUAUUUGAUAUAAUUUUGAAUUAAACUAAUGUUGAAAAAUAGCGAAUGCGCUAGCAUUGAUACAA